This is a messenger RNA of Psilocybe cubensis, 1830 nucleotides long. RefSeq lists its product as uncharacterized. The transcript has 7 exons. The coding region runs from base 1 to 1830 and encodes 609 amino acids. The record is from RefSeq and is a predicted model, not a curated record. NCBI's taxonomy places the organism in Eukaryota, Fungi, Basidiomycota, Agaricomycetes, Agaricales, Agrocybaceae. Gene Ontology annotation, biological process: superoxide anion generation; defense response. Gene Ontology annotation, molecular function: superoxide-generating NAD(P)H oxidase activity. Gene Ontology annotation, cellular component: NADPH oxidase complex; plasma membrane.
AUGAACCGUUCCUCGGGACUCGACUUCUCCGAUGGCAGGGUGCCCAACAUGACCAUCGAAAAUCAUCCCGACCUCUCAGAUAAAUCAGGAGCUGCUCAUCUGCAGCGCAACAAGACGGAGAGACGGAGAUUGCAGGGGCUUCAGAGGACUUUGACCUCUUCAUCCCGUACCCAGGCCCCUGAAAAGCCCAAAAGCUUCUGGACCAAGUUCGAUACAUGGAUGAUCAAUGAGGGAGGCCGCCAGCUCUUCUUUGGAGUUUGGAUAUUCCUCCAUCUCCUCGUUGCUGUCUUUGGAUUCGUCCAUUAUCAACUCAAAGACAACUUGGUGGGGGCCAGGGCAACUUUUGGGUUGACAUUCGCUACUGCUAGGACUGCUGCGCUCGUCCUUCACGUCGAUGUUAUCUUCAUUCUUCUCCCCGUCUGCCGUAACUUCGUCUCUUUCCUCCGACGCACCCCCCUGAACGACUUCAUCCCCUUUGACAAGAACAUCACCUUGCACAAGGCAACCGCCUGGUCCAUUGUUAUUGGAAGUGCCGUCCACAUUCUUGCGCACAUGGUCAACUUCUACAAGCUGGCCAUGAUUGCGGGAACGAACACCUCGAGUCGCAUUGUCGCCUUCCUCGGCGCCAACUUCCUCACUGGACCUGGUGUGACUGGCUGGAUCAUGACCGCUGCUCUCGGAAUCAUGGUCUGGUUUGCUAGAGAAAAAGUUCGCCGGGCCACAUUCGAGCGUUUCUGGUACUCUCACCAUCUCUUCAUUGUGUUCUUCAUCAACUGGCAACUCCACGGCAUGUUCUGUAUGAUUCAACCCGACCGACCUCCUUAUUGUUCAUUCAACACCAUUGGUGUCUUCUGGAGAUACUGGCUUGUCGGUGGUGUUAUCUGGAUCGGAGAGCGCAUUCUCCGCGAAAUCCGCUCUCGCCAUGUUACCUACAUCUCCAAGGUUAUCCAACACCCUUCCAACGUGAUGGAGGUUCAGAUCAAGAAGGAAAAGACUACAACCCGAGCUGGCCAGUACAUCUUCCUCUCUUGCCCGGAGGUCUCCUACUUCCAGUGGCAUCCCUUCACUCUCACCAGCGCACCUGAGGAAGACUACAUCUCCGUUCACAUCCGUGUCGCGGGAGACUUCACUACCGCUUUUGCCAAGGCUCUUGGUUGCGACUUCCCUCAGAAAGGAGACAAGGGUGGCAAGGGUGAUACUCCAGCUGGUGGCAAGGUUGUCGGGACCAAUGUCAACCCACCACUGAAUCGCACCCUUCCCCGUGUCAUGGUUGAUGGUCCUUUCGGUAGUGCCAGUGAGGAUUUCCUUAAAUAUGAGACUGUUCUGCUUGUCGGUGCGGGUAUCGGUGUUACUCCUUUUGCUUCCAUCCUGAAGUCUAUCUGGUACCGCAUGAAUAACCUGAACAACUCCAAGCCAACAAGAUUGUCCAAGGUUUACUUCACUUGGGUUAUUCGUGACUAUGGCACUGCGGAGUGGUUCCAUUCCCUUUUGCACGCCAUCGAAGAGCAGGAUACUCAAGGUAGAAUCGAGAUCAACAUCUACCUCACUGCCAGGAUUAAGGAAGACGAGAUGAACAACAUCAUCGUUCAAGAUGUUGGCGCUGAAAAGGACGCCAUUACCUCUCUCCGUGCGCCCACCCACUUCGGCAGACCCAAUUGGGAUCGUGUUUUCCCCUCAAUUGUUGAGAAACAUCCCGAGACCGACGUUGGAGUUUUCUUCUGCGGUCCUCCUGCGCUCUCCAAGCUCCUUCACCAGAAAUCAAACCAGUACUCAGACCCCAAGGGCACCAGGUUCUUCUUCGGAAAGGGUAUGUUUCCGUCAUCCGAGUAG